This is a messenger RNA of Australozyma saopauloensis, 2511 nucleotides long. RefSeq names its product Arg83p (gene ARG83). The record is from RefSeq and is a predicted model, not a curated record. The transcript has a single exon. NCBI's taxonomy places the organism in Eukaryota, Fungi, Ascomycota, Pichiomycetes, Serinales, Metschnikowiaceae. Gene Ontology annotation, molecular function: DNA-binding transcription factor activity, RNA polymerase II-specific; zinc ion binding. Gene Ontology annotation, biological process: regulation of DNA-templated transcription. The coding region runs from base 1 to 2511 and encodes 836 amino acids.
AUGCCGCCCCGAUCUCGCAAUUUCGACGGCUGCUGGACCUGCCGGCUCCGCAAAAUCAAAUGCGACAGAGGCCGGCCGCGUUGCGAGCGUUGCGCUCGAGCGGGCGUGGAGUGCAAAGGAUACGGGGUCGUUUUAUCGUGGGGCAAUGUGCUCACGGUCAAUCUACGAGGGGAGAUGGUGGCGGAACAGGCGCAGCUGAAGGGCGCCGAAAAACUGCGCGAAAACUGCUUUUCGCGGCGGAAAUUGGACUUGGUGCGGUAUCCUCCGAGUCACCUCUAUGAGCUGUUCAGCGUAUUGGGCCGUGCAAUUGGUCGCUUUGACGAUGUGCUGCUGCGAUUGGUGAACGGACGCUAUUUUUACGGGCCGUUUGGUGCAUUUAAGUUGGGAAAUUUGAGUCCGCGCGAGCUGCCGAAGCACACUGAGGCUUCAACGGAGCUUUCUGCUUCGUCGCUGCGGCUGUUUGAGACGCCAGACUUGGCGGCGUCGAUUGCGGCCCUGGGUAACCCGUCCAGCGGCCCGAAGUUGGUGAAAACCGAGUCUGUCGAUGUGCCGCCGCCUUCUUUGCUUCAGAAACAUCCGUCCAAUUCGAACUCACGCACAAGCAUCCACGAGACGUCGGUCUUUUCGAAAACAGAUAAUGCUUAUGUCCAUUACAAGCUUUUGGACUCGGCAAAACUCACCGUUUUGGCCAUCAAGGGCCUGAAGUACCGCUUCACAGAACAAGGCAUGCAUCAUAUUCUAUACCCGAAAUUUUUCGUCAACGUCGAGUCCGACGAGUGGUCGCCGAGCAUCGAGAAUCUCUCGGAGUACGUCCACUUGCAGGCCGGAGGGAGUGUGACGUUUCAUCAAUCAAUUGCCAAGUCUAUUGACGCUGUGCGUGCAAAAAAUCUACCAUUUAUUCGAGUGGUUCAUAGCAAUAAUUGCUGGGAUGAGUUGGUCGUGAACAAGAUCAAGACUUUAAUGUUCGAGGUUCUAUAUGAGGAAUACCCGCAAACAGGCUCAUGGGGCGCUUUUCAAUUCGAUCGUCAGGCUGAGCUGGUCCUGCCUGACCUCAUGAUGAAAAACAUGAAGUUUUGCAUAGUAUGCAUGGUCUUCUCUAUCGGCAAAUACUUAGAUUCUUUGAGUCAUCCGCCAGUCAAAAACCCAGUGGAUUCGUACCUCGUGAACAAUGAUCUCAAAGUAAGUAUCGAGCUUCGUAAAGUCGCCAUCAAUUACAUCAAUUAUCACCUUGACGAGUAUGAUAGUGGCAAUCCGUCGUAUCCUCAGCGGCAGUACGAAAAUUACUUCUUGCUUGCGCUCAUUUUGCAGAUUCACAUCGAUAAUUUAUUUGGAGUGUUUGAAAACUACGACCUCAUAUAUGCUGUUGGCGAACGACUUGCAUGCCUAGAUCAAGCAACCCCUGAAGACACCACUUCAAAUACACACCUAGCGGUUUCACCUUAUGAGCGAUAUCUCCAACAGGUGUUCGAAUUCUUCCAUCUAUUCUAUGCCUCCGCACAUAGCGUCAAUUCUUUCAACUAUUCGAUUCCAGAACAAGAAGUGCAUCAAAAGUAUCGCGAUUUGGAAGGCGACUACGACCUUACCAAGGCACAAGUGAGUGACGAUGAGUCCGACGAUGAAGAGAAACCGCAGCCGGAAGGUGUGUAUCAGAUUUCGAGCGGGUCAAACGCAACAAAUGAACCUCUUUCUUUCACCGUUCAUUUCAACAAGGGCACGCAUCUGACUACAAUGUCAAGCGAGCAGCUAAACGCAUUUGCAAAGCUCGAAAAGCUGAAGCCUAAGAAGCUCAGAAAGACAUACACAUUGACCGCGAACCUGGCGGCGGGAGUCAUCACACCAAACUUCAAUCUGCCAAAUGCAUAUGUGAGUCUUGGAUUACCGAAGUCCUUGGUGCAACUCCUAAAAGAAGUUGUAAAGCUCACUAACGAAAAACGUAUAUUCAAACUUAGAGGUGUGACACCCAGAAACUAUCCUCAUAUAUGUGCCGAAAUCAAGGACAAGAUUUUGAAUUGGAAUGUGGAGAGCUACUGGAAGCUUUACGACAACGAGUACGAUCCCAUUACCAAUCAAUCUUCCAAGAAAUACCUUUCUAUUUAUCAUGAAGGCUUGAACUACAACAUCGAGUGCUUCUAUCAAGCGUUACAUGUAUACUACUACAGACUUAUACCUGAGACCCCGAUUCUGCAAUACCAAGUGCACGUCGAAGCAUGCUUCGAAGCAAUGAAUAAGUUGUCACGGAUUCGCACGCUCUGUGAAAAAAGCAAUUCUGGGGUGCAGUUCUCGCUCUCUUUCUGGCCACUAUUGGUGUGUGGCAGCGACAUAGAUCUCCGAACAAAUAUUCAGUUACGCGCGCAAUGCGAGCUUCUAUGGAAAGAGCCGUCUUUCCUGAAGUACAACUUUUGGAGAUCGAAGCAGAUUCUUUUCGAAAUCUGGAAGCGCCAGGAGGAGGACAACGAGUACAAUGGGUUCAUGGACAUGGUCCGCGAAUGGGACAUUGUUCUUAAUUUAUAA